AUGAGUAGAGUUGGUGUGGGGAGGCUUCCCUUGCCUGAGAAGAAGGAGAGGAGGAAUAGGCGAAGUGGGUGGGAGGAUGAUACCUGGAAAAGAGGACUACGAGCUAGUACAUUGACCUACAAUGAUGUGCAUGUGAACUUCACUCUAGAAGAGUGGGCUUUGCUGGAUCCUUCCCAAAGGAGUCUCUACAAAGAUGUGAUGCUGGAGACGUACAGGAACCUCACUGCUAUAGGUUAUAAUUGGGAAGGUCAUAAUGUUGAAGAGCAUUGUCAAAGUUCUAGAAGACAUUCAAGACAUAAAAGGACACAUAUAGAGGAGAAACCCCAUAAAUGUAACCAGUGUGGUAAAGCCUUUGCACACAACAGUCAUCUCCUAAGACAUAAAAGAACUCACACUGGAGAGAAACCUUAUGAAUGUAACCAGUGUGAUAAAGCCUUUGCACAGAGGAGUGCUCUCCUAUUACAUAACAGAACUCACACUGGAGAAAAACCCCAUGAAUGUAACCAGUGUGGUAAAGCCUUUGCACAUAGUAGUGAUCUCUUAAUACAUAAAAGAACUCACACUGGAGAGAAACCUUAUGAAUGUAUACAAUGUGGAAAAGCCUUUGCAUGUAAUAGUAAUCUUCAAAUACACAAAAGAACUCACACGGGAGAGAAAUCUUAUGAAUGCAAUGAAUGUGGUAAAGCGUUUUCAACUAACAGUAAUCUCCAUCUACAUAAAAGAACUCACACGGGAGAGAAACCGCAUGAAUGUGACCAAUGUGGUAAAGCCUUUGCACAGAGGAGUACUCUCCUCUCACAUAACAGAACUCACACUGGAGAAAAACCCUAUGAAUGUAACCAGUGUGGUAAAGCCUUUGCAUACAAGAAUGUUUUCAUAAUUCAUAAAAGAACUCACACUGGAGAGAAACCUUAUGAAUGUAACCAGUGUUGUAAAGCCUUUGCAGAUAACAGUCAUCUCUUAAGACAUAAAAGAACGCACACUGGAGAGAAACCUUAUGAAUGUAACCAGUGUGGUAAAGCCUUUGCAGAUAACAGUGUUCUUCUAAUACAUAAAAGAACUCACACUGGAGAGAAACCUUAUAAAUGUAACCAGUGUGGGAAAGCCUUUGCACGAAGGAGUGCUCUCCUAUUACAUAGCAGAACUCACACUGGAGAAAAACCCUAUGAAUGCAACCAAUGUGGUAAAGCCUUUGCAGCUACCAGUAAUCUCCUAGUACAUAAAAGAACUCACACUAGAGAGAAACCUUAUGAAUGUAACCAAUGUGGUAAAGGCUUUGCAGGUAAGAGUCAUCUCUUAGUACAUAAAAGAACCCAUACUGGAGAUAAAACUUAUGAACAUAAAUGAUGUGGUAAAGCCUUUGCAUGUAACAGUGAUCUCCUAAGACCUAAAGGA
Messenger RNA from Meriones unguiculatus (Mongolian gerbil), 1395 nucleotides. RefSeq names its product zinc finger protein 431-like. Gene Ontology annotation, biological process: regulation of immune system process; regulation of cytokine production; negative regulation of transcription by RNA polymerase II. The transcript is spliced from 4 exons. Lineage: Eukaryota; Metazoa; Chordata; Mammalia; Rodentia; Muridae. Bases 1 to 1347 code for a protein of 448 amino acids. The record is from RefSeq and is a predicted model, not a curated record.